AUGGCGCUCCAGAGGUAUCACCACGACGGGUGCUGCCUACUCCCUCCUCCUCUUCUUCCGGAUUGGGACUGGGAGUGGGAGCUACGCUGCACACUCGGCGACGACGCUGCUGCCCGAGAUAGCCUCCUCAUUCAUGACGCCUUCACGGCCUUGCCCUCGUGUGGGGAGUCGCCGGCGUCGUCUUCGUCGGAGGCGUCGAGCGGCAGCGGCGGCGGGGGCGGCUACCUGGAGGACGCCGUCGCCCACUGGAGCGACCGGUGCAAGCGGCGGAGGACGGAAGAGGAGGAGGCUCCGCCGCCGCGGUGGCCGGCCAUGGCGAGCGAAGACCUGCAAUCCCUUCUUCAGAGCUUCUGGGAUCCUAGCAGCGGCGAGGGAGAUCUCGUCCAUGGUUUGAACACCACCAUGGUCCCCGACACGGAGAUCGGCAGCUUCGCAUCAGGUGAGGUGGUGAGCGAGGGCGAAGCUGGUGAAGAUGCAGCGGCAGCGGCAGGCCCCCCUCCUCCAUUCUCCGCCACCGGAGCUCCUCCGCCUGGAUCAUCGCCACUGCAAAAGGCAACUACAGGGGGUGGCAGCCAUUACUGCGACCAGGCGACCUCAUCGUCCUCUUCCUCGCUGCCAGCGCCAGGGAAGAGAGACGGAGUCAUGUACCCGUUCGCCGUCGUCAAGCCGCUGGUGCUGGAGGGAAGCACGCUCAGCGACGUCAACCGCCGGAUGCUCAAGCGGCCGGCGAGGCCGGUGCGGCACCCCGUCGGUCAGUUCGCGUGCGGCCCCGUCGUGUCGUCGGCGCACGGGCCAGGGCUCUCCGGAAAAGCCGUCGUCAGCCUCACCAAGAUCAGGACGGGAGGGAAGGGCACCAUAACCAUCAUCAGAACAAGAGGCUGAACAUAAGCUCAAGAGGACGAAAAUAACAAUGGGCUAGAAAUGAGAGGCCAACUCUUCUUCUUCUCUGGAUCAUCAUCAGACUAGUAGUAUCCCUUGUAAAUACGUAGGCUUUUACUGCUUGUUCGUGACAAGCUUAACCCAGCUGAAAAUAAACAUCGGCCUCUCCAUCAUGGUCUUGUUGUGACAAGCUUAACCCCGCUGAAAAUAAACAUCAGC
Messenger RNA from Lolium rigidum, 1098 nucleotides. RefSeq lists its product as uncharacterized. The transcript is spliced from 5 exons. The record is from RefSeq and is a predicted model, not a curated record. Bases 1 to 882 code for a protein of 293 amino acids. Lineage: Eukaryota; Viridiplantae; Streptophyta; Magnoliopsida; Poales; Poaceae. Gene Ontology annotation, biological process: male meiotic nuclear division; female meiotic nuclear division.